GGAAAAUCCCAGCCUCGAAUGUGCCAACGAGCUCACCACAGGCACUGCACAGCUCGUGCGCAACGCCCAGAGGAGGCCGUGGGCUUCCUGUCCCGCGUCCGCGCCCACCACAUCCGCAAUUCCGCACCCGAAUCUCGCGGCGUCGCCUCGUCAGACCUCAGCCCACAGAAAACGGAAAAAGGAAAAAAAAACAGCCAAGCCGCCGCCGCGCGGAGCACAGCGGCUCAGCGUCAGCGAGCGAGCGGCGGCGCGCCCCCCUCGUCACGCACGCCGCACUCGGCUGCUACGGUCCUCACGCCGCUUCGGCUUCGCGAGCGGACGCCGGCGCGCGCGCGCGUUCGGCGAGACGCGGCGGCCCUUCUCCCCCUCUUGCACACCCCCCAGACCAUGCGCGUCUCCGACCACGCUGCUCUCCCGUCGCGCUCCUCCCAGCAGCAGCAGCGCCUGUCCCCGCAUGGCGAGCCCCGACAAGGUCGGCUGCUCACCGGAGCCGCUGCCCCUCGACCGCCUCCUGGCCGAGCUCGCCGCCAACGCCGAGCGGCUCGGGAGGAGGUGGGAGGCGGCGCUCCGCAAACGGGGAAGGGAGGGAGCCAGAGCGGCGGGCGUGGGGUUGGAGGAGGGUAGGAAGGCGGAUUCGGCGGCGAUGCAGCUGCACACGCCGCUGUUCUACGCCACCUGCGCCCUCGGCGGGCUCCUCAGCACCGGCCUCACCCACCUCGCCGUCACUCCCCUCGACCUCGUCAAGUGCAACAUGCAGGUUGACCCUGGUAAGUACAGGGACAUUUCAUCUGGAUUUGGUGUCCUGCUCCAAGAGCAAGGUCUUGGUGGAUUCUUCAAGGGCUGGAUGGCCACGCUGGUUGGGUACAGCAGCCAGGGGGCUUGCAAAUUUGGGUUCUACGAGUUCUUUAAGAAGUGCUACUCGGACAUUGCUGGCCCCGAGCAUGCUGAGAAGUGGAAGACCUUCAUCUACCUUGCAGCGUCGGCAUCGGCUGAGAUGAUUGCAGAUGUAGCUCUCUGCCCCAUGGAGGCUGUGAAGGUUCGAGUCCAAACUCAGCCAGGAUUUGCUCGGUGCCUGACGGAUGGGUUUCCGAAGAUUGUCCAAUCUGAAGGUGCCUUUGGGCUUUAUAAAGGACUACUUCCUCUCUGGGGUCGCCAAGUUCCUUAUACUAUGGUGAAAUUUGCUUGCUUUGAGACAAUUGUUGAAUUAGUAUAUAAGCAUGCAGUUCCAAAGCCAAAAGAUGAAUGCAGUAAGCCACUCCAGCUAGCAGUGAGCUUUGCAGGGGGAUAUAUUGCAGGAGUCUUCUGUGCAGCUAUCUCUCAUCCUGCAGACAACCUGGUGUCUUUCCUCAACAAUGCAAAGGGGGGCACUAUGGCUGAUGCUGUAAGAACUCUAGGAGUGUGGGGCCUUCUCACUCGUGGCCUUCCACUCCGUAUUAUUAUGGUUGGUACUCUUACUGGAGCUCAAUGGGCAACAUAUGAUGCAUUUAAAGUCUUUGUUGGACUGCCAACAUCUGGUGGAUUCAUUCCUAGUCCUGCUGCCACCGAUUUGCGCCAGGUGGAUCAUGAAAAGCGGAGUUGACCACAUCGCGUAAAUGUUGUGCUGAGCUACUACCCUUAAUCGGAGUAGAUGAUGGCAGGCAGUUGCUCUGAUUUUCAUGAGAGCGGGAACGUAGGAGAUGACCUGUUGAGCGAAUUUGGAACACAAUUUUAAGAUUUAGCAGUAGGAAAUUCACAUUCAAGGGGUUUUUGUUGCUACCUCUUGAAUGACAGGCAAGUGCAAGGAAGGCAAUAAGCUUGAGGGAUGUAUUUGGCACAUUGCCAAACUGAUCUGAUCAUCUGAUGUUUCAAUUGGUCAUUCUUGCCUCUGUUGGCAUUUCCUCUGGUAGUUUCCAUACGACUGUUUAUCCAGCGUACAUGAUAGCAUGAAUAAAUGAAAAGAAUGUUAAACAUGGGUCGCAA
Oryza sativa Japonica Group (Japanese rice) is the source of this 1959-nucleotide messenger RNA. RefSeq names its product mitochondrial phosphate carrier protein 3, mitochondrial. Gene Ontology annotation, molecular function: phosphate transmembrane transporter activity. The record is from RefSeq and is a predicted model, not a curated record. NCBI's taxonomy places the organism in Eukaryota, Viridiplantae, Streptophyta, Magnoliopsida, Poales, Poaceae. Gene Ontology annotation, biological process: mitochondrial phosphate ion transmembrane transport. Gene Ontology annotation, cellular component: mitochondrial inner membrane.